Molecule: messenger RNA, 1713 nt
Organism: Alternaria novae-zelandiae
Lineage: Eukaryota; Fungi; Ascomycota; Dothideomycetes; Pleosporales; Pleosporaceae
Exons: 3
Coding region: 1-1713 (570 amino acids)
Biological process (GO): secondary metabolic process
Molecular function (GO): CoA-ligase activity
Source: RefSeq, a predicted model, not a curated record
AUGCCGUUCGCGUCGCCAUUCCCAGUACUUGACAUUCCAAAAUGCAACCUGCUCGAUUAUCUGUUUCCCCAGGAAGCAGCGCCUUCAGACACACCGAUUUGGAUAGACUCCAAAGAUACCGACCAGCACUUGACACCACGAUCGUUGCUGCAAUGGUCAAAACGGCUGGCCUUGGGUCUGGAUCGCAUUGGGAGUAAACCAGGCGAGGUGGUCAUGAUCUUCACACCAAACCACAUCUUCGUUCCCGUAGCCUACCUUGGAAUUGUGGGGUCGAAGCGGAUCUUCAGCGGCGCGAACCCAGCAUACACCGUCUCUGAGAUGAUACACCAAGUUGCGAAUACGGAGGCAAAGUUCAUUCUCGCGCACCCAACUCUCAUCAAAGCAGCCGUAGCAGCAGCGAAAGGUGCCGGUCUUCCAGAAGGCCGCGUCUUCCUCUUUUCAGACGAGCCUUGCGCACCGGUCGAAGGCUGCAAAGACUGGAGGGACAUGUUGCCAUCCCCGGCUGAGAGCAAGGCAUACAAUUUCCCGAAGCUUUCAGAACAAGAAGCAACCACCACAACAGCGACAGUAAACUACUCCUCCGGCACCACCGGUCUACCCAAGGGCGUCGAAGUAAGCCACUACAAUCUGAUUGCGAACCUCGAACAAACCAUCUUCAUAAGAUAUCUCAAUAAGCCAUGGAACGCGGAUACCCGGCCUCAGGAAACAUGGAUCGGGUUCCUACCUCUAUAUCACGCUUACGGGCAGCUCUACACCAUAGCCAUGGCACAGAAGCUGCAGAUACCUUGCUAUAUCAUGAAGAAGUUUGAGUAUGAGGAAUUCUUGCGGGUGAUUCAGACUCACAAAGUCACACAUCUGCAGGUUGCGCCGCCAAUUAUGGUCAUGCUCAGCAAGAGACCAGAGACGGUGAAGUACGAUCUUAGUAGCGUAACUGAUAUCCUAUGCGGUGCCGCACCACUGUCAAAGGAACUCCAGAAUGAGAUCAGCAAGAAGCUACAAUGCGAGAUUGUCCAGGGCUGGGGUAUGACGGAGGUUACUUGCGGAGCCAUACACGUGCCAGGAGGUACUGUAGAUGACUCCGGUAGUGUAGGCCAGCUAGACCCCAACUGCGAAUGCAUGCUUCUCGACGACGACGGCAACGAAGUCCCCGAAGGACAGCCAGGCGAACUUCAUGUUCGUGGUCCCAACAUAUGUCUUGGCUACUGGCGCAAUCCAGACGCGACUAAGGAGUCUAUCUCACCAGAUGGAUGGCUCAAGUCUGGAGACGUUGCUAUCGUGAAGAACGGAUGGUUCUGGAUAGUUGAUCGAAAGAAGGCUAGUCACGUUUGCCUUUCAACACUCACGAUUGGAACGAGUGCUAAUACUACCCAGGAGCUGAUAAAAGUCAACGCUUUACAAGUUGCACCCGCCGAACUGGAAGCCGUGCUCCUCGAAUUCGACCCAAUCGCCGAUGCGGCUGCCGUUGGUAUCACGCUUGAUGGGCAGGAAUGGCCACGUGCAUACAUCACGCUCAAGGACGAACACAAGGGCAAGACAACCGCGGAGGAUAUCCACAGGCACAUGAAGAUCAAGGUCGCAAAACACAAGCAGCUUGUAGGAGGCAUCGUGUUCGUGGACGAGGUGCCGAAGUUGCAGUCUGGGAAGAUCAUGAGGAAGGUCGUCAAAGAAUGGGCGAAGAAGGACGCUGAGAAGAUGGGCAAGGCUAGACUCUAG